AUGCUGGCCUUGCGGCUGCUCAACGUGGUGGCCCCCGCCUACUUUCUUUGCAUUUCCCUGGUGACCUUCGUACUGCAGCUCUUCCUCUUCCUGCCCAGCAUGCGCGAGGACCCUACAGCCACCCCGCUCUUCUCGCCUGCCGUGCUUCACGGGGCGCUCUUCCUGUUCCUCUCAGCCAAUGCCUUGGGCAAUUAUGUCCUGGUCAUCCAGAACUCCCCAGACGACCUGGGUGCCUGCCAGGGAACCUCGUCCCAGAGACCUCAGUGCCCACCACCCAGCACCCACUUCUGCCGAGUGUGCUCCCGAGUCACGCUGAGGCACGACCAUCACUGUUUCUUCACCGGCAACUGCAUCGGCAGCAGAAACAUGCGCAACUUCAUCCUGUUCUGCCUCUACACCUCACUGGCCUGCCUUUACUCCAUGGUGGCCGGAGUGGCCUACAUCUCAGCUGUCCUUUCCAUCUCCUUCGCCCACCCCCUGGCCUUCCUCACGCUCCUGCCCACUUCAAUCAGCCAGUUCUUCUCCGGAGCUGUCCUCGGUUCUGACAUGUUCGUCAUCCUCAUGCUCUACCUCUGGUUUGCUGUCGGCCUGGCCUGCGCCGGUUUCUGCUGCCACCAAUUGCUGUUGAUCCUCCGGGGGCAAACCCGCUACCAGGUUCGAAAGGGCGUGGCUGUGAGAUCCCGGCCCUGGCGCAAGAACUUACAGGAGGUCUUCGGAAAGAGGUGGCUGCUUGGCUUGCUGGUCCCCAUGUUCAAUGUCGGCGCUGAGAGCUCGAAGCAGCAGGACAAAUAG
This is a messenger RNA of Grammomys surdaster, 792 nucleotides long. RefSeq names its product zinc finger DHHC-type containing 22 (gene Zdhhc22). Gene Ontology annotation, cellular component: Golgi apparatus. The record is from RefSeq and is a predicted model, not a curated record. The coding region runs from base 1 to 792 and encodes 263 amino acids. The transcript has 2 exons. Lineage: Eukaryota; Metazoa; Chordata; Mammalia; Rodentia; Muridae. Gene Ontology annotation, biological process: protein palmitoylation. Gene Ontology annotation, molecular function: palmitoyltransferase activity.